UGUGACAGUUGUCAUUUUCACACGCUGCGCUGCGAAAGUGGCGUCGCGUGCUUGUUUCAGAAAUAGUUAAUAUAAAAUAUAUUCUAAAGUGCCUGUGGGUGUGUGUGAAUUAUUGUGAACAUAAACAUAAAAACCUUAACUGAAAAUGUUGGUUCUAUUUGAGAGCCCGGCGGGGUACGCUAUAUUCAAGCUGCUGGACGAGUCCAAGUUGUCUCAGAUCGAGGACCUGCACGAGGAGUUCAACUCGCCUGAGGGAGCCUCUGCUGUAGUGAAACUGAAGAACUUCAUAAAGUUUGAGGACACCACGGAAGCGCUGGCCGCCACCACGGCCGCCAUCGAGGGCAAGAUCUCCAAGCCACUGAAGAAGGCUCUGAAGAAGUAUGUGUGCAAGGAGGUGCAGGACCAGCUGCUGGUGGGGGACGCCAAGCUCGGCGCCGCCAUCCGGGACAAGCUGCAGCUCACCUGCGUGUCCAACAGCAACGUGCAGGAGCUACUGCGCUGCAUCCGCUCGCAGCUGGACGCGCUGCUCGCCGGCCUGCCCAAGAAGGAGAUGACGGCCAUGGCGCUGGGUCUGGCGCACUCCCUGUCCCGCUACAAGCUCAAGUUCUCCCCGGACAAGAUCGACACCAUGAUCGUGCAGGCGCAGUGCCUGCUGGACGACCUCGACAAGGAGCUCAACAACUAUGUGAUGCGCUGUCGCGAGUGGUACGGCUGGCACUUCCCGGAGCUCGGCAAGAUCAUCCAGGACAACACCCUGUUCGUGAAGGUGGUGAAGCUGAUGGGCACGCGCGACCACGCGGCCGGCACCGACCUGUCCGACAUCCUGCCCGAGGAGCUGGAGGAGAAGGUGAAGGAGGCGGCCGAGAUCUCCAUGGGCACGGAGGUGUCGGACGACGACAUCAUGAACAUCCAGAACCUGUGCGACGAGAUCCUCGCCAUCACGGAGUACCGCGCGCACCUCACGGAGUACCUGAAGGCGCGCAUGAUGGCCAUGGCGCCCAACCUGACCGUGCUGCUGGGCGAGCACAUCGGCGCGCGGCUCAUCGCGCACGCCGGCUCGCUCAUGGCGCUCGCCAAGCACCCCGCCUCCACGCUGCAGAUCUUCGGCGCGGAGAAGGCGCUGUUCCGCGCGCUCAAGACCAAGAAGGACACGCCCAAGUACGGGCUGAUCUACCACGCGGCGCUCGUGGGGCAGGCCAGCGCGCGCAACAAGGGCAAGGCGUCGCGCAUGCUGGCGGCCAAGGCGGCGCUGGCCACGCGCGUGGACGCGCUGGGAGAGGACGUGUCCUUCGAGCUGGGCGCCGAGCACAAGGUGCGGCUGGAGGCGCGCCUGCGCCUGCUGGAGGAGGGCGGCGCCGGCCGGGUCAGCGGCACCGGCCGCGCCAAGGCCAAGUUCGAGAAGUACCACGCCAAGAGCGAGGUGGUGCAGUACGGCGCGGCGGCGGACAACGCGCUGCGCGGCGCCAAGCGGCCGCGCGACGAGCAGCGGGACGGAGAGGAGGAGGCGUCGCCUAAAAAGAAGAAAAUCAAGCAGGAAGUGAAGGAAGAGCCGGCCGAGGAGGCCGAGACGAACGGAACUUCCGAGAAGAAGAAGAAGAAGAAAAAGAAGUCCGUCUCCGAGGACGCGCCCGCCGCCGCCGCCGCCGAGCCCGAGCCCGAGCCCGAGACGCCCAAGAGCGACAAGAAGAAGAAGAAGAAGCGACAGUCUGAAGCCGCCGAAGAGUAGACUCUACCUCACACGGAAUAAACUAGGUUUUUAUGUGAAUGGUGCGAAAUACUUGUGAUGAAGUUGACUCUGUGGAGCUUAAAACUUCAGUGAGUAGUUACGGGUGCAGCUGUGAGCUGUUAACUUACGCCUUUUUCAGUAAUAAAUAGUAAAUACUUACAUGUAUACAUAUUCUCAAUGUCCAUAUUUAGCUACUGCCUAGUCACGUCAUAACAGUUAAUUAAAUAAUGUUCCUUAUGAGUUCACACGUAAAGAGUUUAGUAGAUAUAAAUGAAUACAUGAAUGUAUCGCUAGUUCACCUAGUUAUUGUAUUGCACAUGUUGCACUGACGUGGUGCGGGCACCUGGCUACAUGCUGGCUACUGUACGUAGUGACGUUAAUAAAUAAUUCAUGAAGUUUUAAGUGAUAUAUGUUUGGCCAAUUUAGCUUUAUUUUGUAGUAAAAUGUUGUUGCUAUUUGCAGUUUGAAUUGACUUGUGUGUAGGGCAGGUCGCGAGCCACUGCUGUAGCUACUGCUGAGCUACUUGUGUUUUUCGGUAUUUCAUUCAAAUGUAAAAAGCAAUCGCAUUUUGCUGUAAGACAUUGUAUAAUAAUUAUAAGAGAACCCUAUAUUUGAUAGGUCAUUUUAUUGUUUGUAAGAGAAAUGUUGGUUAUCUGAAGAAGUGGAGAAUAUAAACAUUUUUUGAGAAA
Molecule: messenger RNA, 2415 nt
Organism: Plutella xylostella (diamondback moth)
Lineage: Eukaryota; Metazoa; Arthropoda; Insecta; Lepidoptera; Plutellidae
Gene: nop5
Product: nop5 ribonucleoprotein
Cellular component (GO): box C/D methylation guide snoRNP complex; small-subunit processome
Molecular function (GO): snoRNA binding
Source: RefSeq, a predicted model, not a curated record